UGCUCUCCCGUGUUGUUGGAUUUCGAAAGAGCGCAGGACUUUGCGAUGAAAUAAUACCUUUUUGCCCGUGAGGAAAACACAAACAAACCGCAUGUUUUGAGGCCGAAGUUCUUCGCGUUCCCAUUAAGUGGCGAAACGGUGUUUUUCGGGGACUCCGACGGGAAGUUUGUGUGAUCGUUUUUUCCCGGAGUGAUGUCGAAUCCUGGGACUCGGAGGAACGGGUCCAGCAUCAAAAUCCGAAUGACAGUAUUAUGUGCCAAGAACCUCGCAAAGAAAGACUUCUUUCGCCUGCCAGAUCCCUUUACCAAGGUUGUGGUGGACGGAUCGGGUCAAUGCCACUCGACAGACACAGUCAAGAGCACACUGGACCCCAAAUGGAAUCAGCACUACGACCUCUACAUUGGAAAGACGGACUCCAUCACCAUCAGCAUAUGGAACCACAAGAAGAUCCAUAAACGACAAGGAGCGGGCUUCCUGGGCUGCAUACGACUGCUCUCCAACGCCAUCAGCAGGCUAAAAGACACAGGAUACCAGCGUCUAGAUCUAUGUAAGCUGAACUCCUCGGACAGCGACGCAGUGCGGGGGCAGAUCGUAGUGAGCUUACAGACGCGAGACCGCAUCGGCAGCGGAGGCCCCGUGGUGGACUGUAGAGGACUGUUGGAGAACGACGGGCCUGUGUUUGAGGGAUGCUUCAGUGAAGAGCCCCUGCCCUACUCGGACCCCACUGGUGCGGCGGGGGGCGGGAACUGUCGACUUGACUCACCCAGUCAGGAGGGCCGUCUUCAGACGCAGCGAAUCAGAGGGCAGGACUCGAGAGGACACGGCCACACCCCUCAGAACAGACCUCAUGGGCACCAACCGCCUGACCUGCCGGAGGGUUACGAGCAACGGACAACGGUGCAGGGCCAGGUGUACUUCCUUCACACGCAGACGGGCGUCAGCACCUGGCACGACCCUCGGAUACCGCGGGACCUGGCCAGCGUGAGCUGCGAGGAGCUCGGGCCGCUGCCGGUGGGUUGGGAGGUCCGGAGCACGGUGUCGGGCCGGAUCUACUUUGUGGACCACAACAACCGAACCACUCAGUUCACAGACCCGCGCCUACACACCAUUAUCAGCCAACAGUCCGAAGCGAAGGAAUCCUCACAAGCCCCUCAGAUGGAUGUGGGGGGUGAGGAAGGAGUGGGUGGAGGAGAGGGCGACGUGGCGGCGCGCUACGAGAGAGACUUGGUCCACAAGUUGAAACUGCUCCGCCAUGAGCUGUCGUUGCAGCAGCCUCAAGCCGGGCACUGUCGCAUAGAGGUGUCCCGAGACGAGAUCUUUGAGGAGUCAUAUCGGCAAAUAAUGAAGAUGAGGCCCAAAGACCUAAAGAAGCGCCUGAUGGUGAAGUUCAGGGCAGAGGAGGGCCUGGACUAUGGGGGGGUGGCCAGGGAGUGGCUGUACCUGCUGUGUCAUGAAAUGUUGAACCCCUAUUACGGCCUGUUCCAGUACUCCACAGACAAUAUCUACACACUACAGAUCAACCCUGACUCUUCCAUCAACCCUGACCACCUGUCAUAUUUCCACUUUGUGGGCCGUGUGAUGGGCCUGGCCGUUUUUCACGGUCACUACAUCAACGGGAGCUUCACGCUGCCCUUCUACAAACAGCUGCUAGGCAAACCCAUCCAGCUCAACGACCUGGAGACCACCGACCCGGAGUUGCACAAGAGCCUCGUGUGGAUAUUAGAGAACGACAUCACCUCAGUCCUGGACCACACGUUCUGCGUGGAGCACAAUGCCUUUGGGAAGUUCUCGCAACACGAACUCAAACCCAACGGCCGCAAUAUCCCCGUCAACGAGGACAACAAAAAAGAAUACGUCAAGCUUUAUGUGAACUGGAGGUUUAUGCGGGGAAUUGAAGCCCAGUUUCUGGCUCUGCAGAAGGGCUUCAGUGAGCUCAUCCCGCAGCACCUCCUCAAACCUUUCGACCAUAAAGAACUUGAGUUGAUCAUCGGCGGACUGGGGAAGAUAGAUCUCGCCGACUGGAAGACGAACACGCGCCUGAAGCACUGCACAAGUGAAAGCAACGUGGUGCGGUGGUUCUGGCAGGCGGUGGAGGCCUUCAGCGAGGAGAGGAGAGGACGCCUCCUGCAGUUCGUCACGGGCUCCACCCGGGUCCCCUUACAAGGAUUCAAAGCGCUUCAGGGUUCUACAGGUUCUGCAGGACCAAGACUCUUCACCAUCCAUUUGAUAGACGCCAACACGGACAACCUGCCCAAGGCUCACACAUGUUUUAACCGAAUAGACAUGCCUCCCUACGAGUCUUACGAGAAACUCUACGAGAAACUGCUGACGGCCGUGGAGGAGACCUGCGGCUUCGCCGUGGAGUGACUGAUCCGCAACCAAACCAACGUAGUCGCGCUUGCACUUGCACACAAACUAUUUGACUUUUUACAUGUAUAUAUAUAUAUAUAUAUACACACACGAACACACAUCAGCAGAAUAUCAAGUAUACGCGGAGUAUACGGAGCGGCCAAGAACACGCGGCCUCUUGCCACCUCUUGACCACCGAACGUUGGCAGUCAAAGGAGGAAGCACAGCGGGAGAGGAAAGGAUUAAAAAGAAGAAGGAAAAACCAGACAAAAAAUAAAGUAUUUUAAAACAUUUCUGAUGUUUUGAAGAAGCAUUUUUAUCCUUCAGUUUUAACAAGCUAUGAUGUCAUUCUUCAGAAUGUCUACCGCCACAGCAACAUUUGACUCUUGAAAAAAACACUCGAGUCAAAGGACAGAAUCGGCCAAUCACAUGCGAGCCUGGGAACAGCGACCUUGAAUUCAGACGCGCGAAGAACAAGGCGGAGACGGAUUGUCUCUCUGUCUGACGAGCUGAUUAAGUAGUAUUCAUGCUUCAUGUUUAACCACUGUCGCGUACCAGAACAUGUACAUGUACGUGUGAAUGUGUGUGUGAGAGACUGAGACUGUAUUUGUGUCUGUGAGUGAAUGUGUGUGUGAGAGACUGAGACUGUAUUUGUGUCUGUGAGUGAAUGUGUGUGUGAGAGACUGUAUUUGUGUCUGUGUGUGUGUGUGUGUGACAGGCAUGGCACCCGGUAACGCUGUAAAAAUGAUCAAAUGAGCCUGCUCUUCUGUUUUGGUAACCUUUUGUCUCUUCCGUUUGUAUCUGCAACCACUCUGAUCCACUCUGAUAUUUUAUUAUUUAUUACUAAGUGAUUACUGACCAAGCUGCUAUUUGCUCUGCAAAGAGCCCACACUAAUCUCUUGAUCACCCCCUCUACCAGAGUUGAAGGAUCAAUUCACUUGCAAUUCAAGUAAUCCACAAAGUGGGUUUUAUUGAAUUUUGUAAUUUUUUUUUUUUUUUCAUAUCAUGGGGGAAGACAUACUUUUGUCAGUGUAUGAUAAUUGUCUUGGUGUUUUAAAUGCCACGUUACAUUUAUUCGACGUGAAAGGGAAAGAUCAUCCCGGUCCUAGUUUUUAAAAAUCUAAUUCUACUGAUGUUAUGGAGCGGUCCGAGGGCAUGACUUGGAUAUUUAACAAAAUGAGCCACAAGGAUGGAAAGAAGGAGUCUGCUUCAGGAAUUAUUUUGGUUUUAUAUUGCAUGUAUAAUAAAAUCUCAUGAGCCUUGAAUGAUUCAUCAUCCAUUUCACCAUCUUUUCUAUUUCUUUGUGGCCUUGACGUUUCUCUGCCCAUCUCUUUUUCUACAUGACCUGGAUGUUAGAAGAAAAGGAAAAAAACAGUAGUCCUUGUCCUCAAGACCAAUAUGAAUGAACAUAGUAUCUUUGCAGAUCCUCCAACAAAGUGAAUGAAAUCAAAUAGCUAAAUGAUGAGCGAGCAAUGUGGAAAAAGUUUAAAUUUGUUGUAGAUUGAUUAUUAAAGACUGUUAAGCAGUACCAUUUCAAUCUGCAUUUUCUAGGUUCUGAGUUCACUGUGUAAUGGAUGCAAGAGUAUUGUAACUUACUAUGUACUAAACAUUUAUGAAAAAAUACAAUGUAAAUAAGAUUAUAUUAAAAGAAAUUAAAUUGAAAAUACCUUC
Pseudoliparis swirei is the source of this 4020-nucleotide messenger RNA. RefSeq names its product SMAD specific E3 ubiquitin protein ligase 1 (gene smurf1). The record is from RefSeq and is a predicted model, not a curated record. The transcript is spliced from 18 exons. The coding region runs from base 193 to 2367 and encodes 724 amino acids. Gene Ontology annotation, molecular function: protein binding; ubiquitin protein ligase activity. Gene Ontology annotation, biological process: negative regulation of BMP signaling pathway; ubiquitin-dependent protein catabolic process. NCBI's taxonomy places the organism in Eukaryota, Metazoa, Chordata, Actinopteri, Perciformes, Liparidae.